This is a messenger RNA of Gregarina niphandrodes, 565 nucleotides long. RefSeq names its product putative Gag-pol polyprotein. The transcript has a single exon. The record is from RefSeq and is a predicted model, not a curated record. Lineage: Eukaryota; Apicomplexa; Conoidasida; Eugregarinorida; Gregarinidae. The annotation marks the transcript as partial.
AUGUGUGUCAAGAGACACCGGCCUUGCGACUGUGCAGAGAGAGAGGCGAGUGGUCUAGAUAAGAGCGAGUGGCUCAAGCCCGAAGUAAAGAACCUCGGUCACAAGAUUGGGCGGCAAGGGAUAGCGUGCCAGGAGAGGAGGAUAGGCAACGUUCUCAAUGCCCCCGCCCCCGCCUCAAGGAAGGAACUGCAGCGCUUCCUAGGAGCCGUUGGGUAUCUACGACUCUUCAUCCCGCGAUUCGCCGAGUACACUGCCCCACUGUUCGAGCUGCUGAAGAAGGGCAGGUUGUUCGUCUGGUCGGAUGCUCGAGGAGAGGCAUUCAUGGAGCUGAAGCAGGCGGUAGCCGGUGCGUCGUUGCUCCACAAGCCAGUUCCAGGAGCGCCGCUCAUCAUCGAAAUAGAUGCCUCGGAGGUUGGCAUUGGCGCGGUGUUGAAGCAGGUGCAAGAGGGUAGAGAGGUCCCGUUAGAGUUCGCGUCUAAGAAGUUCACCGACGCGGAGAGAAAGUGGUAUACGAGAGAGAGAGCUCUUCGCCGUCAAGCGGGCUGUAGAGAAGUGGUGCGACUAC